This is a messenger RNA of Nematolebias whitei (Rio pearlfish), 1230 nucleotides long. It is a transcript of the gene dcdc2b, whose product is annotated as doublecortin domain containing 2B. Gene Ontology annotation, biological process: intracellular signal transduction. Bases 1 to 1230 code for a protein of 409 amino acids. Gene Ontology annotation, cellular component: microtubule; microtubule organizing center. Lineage: Eukaryota; Metazoa; Chordata; Actinopteri; Cyprinodontiformes; Rivulidae. The transcript is spliced from 12 exons. The record is from RefSeq and is a predicted model, not a curated record.
AUGGCUGCCAGCGCUGCAGUCACAGCUCACCUGCCUCCGGUGAAGAGCGUGGUGGUGUACAGGAACGGAGACCCCUUCUACAGUGGGCGGAGGUUUGUGGUUAACCAGCGUCAGGUGGUUACCAUGGAGGCGUUUCUGAACGAAGUGACUAAAAACAUCGGGGCGCCGCUCGCCGUCAGGACCCUGUACACCCCCAGGCAGGGCCACAAGGUCACGGACCUGCAGGACCUCAAGACCGGAGCUCAGUACGUUGCUGCUGGCUUCGAGAGGUUCAAGAAACUGGACUACGUUAACGUAGGAGGCAAAAAACAAGCCGGGACUCGCAGUGAAACCCAGAAGGCAGUUCUGCAAGCAAAAGUCCUUCUGAGGCCAAAUGUUUCAGCCAAGUGGAGGAAGUUCAUCCCUGUGCCUUGCAUUAUACAUGUUUUUCGUAACGGGGAUCUUCUGAGUCCGCCGCUUCGCUUCAUCAUCCCUCGGAGCAUGCAGCAAGACCUGGAGCAGGUUCUGAGUCUGGUCACGGAGAAGGUCAGCUUACGGACCGGAGCCGUGCGCAGACUGUGCUCGUUGGAAGGAGUCGCUGUGUCCUCAGCUGGGGAGCUGGAGACGGGUCGCUGUUACGUUGCCGUGGGAACCGAACGGUUCAAGAAACUUCCAUAUGUGGAGCUGCUGGUAUCAAAAGCUACAGAGAGACAAUAUCCUGAUAAAAGAAGGCUGCUGAGAAGAGCUGAGAACAGGAAAGAAGGAAGUGGCCCAGAAGACCAGUACAGUGACUCGGCUCUUCUCAAUUCCCCAGAGUCAGACGGUCGCAGGGUGAAGUCGACGGGGGAUGAAGCUGCAGCUCUGCAGACGAGCAGGAGAGACGGAGCAGACGAGGCGUCGGCCUUCUUCUCCAGGCCCGUGAAGGUUCGCUCCAACGGAACGAGGCCGCUGCUCUCUGACAGAUCUGUAAAGCAGAGUAAGAUCAGAAGGGCAGCGAAAGCAGGGAGAGAGGAGGUGCAAGGUGCUGAGGAGGUGCAGGAGGAUGAAAACACAGCUACAGAGCUUCCUGUUGACCAGAGAGCUGCAGAGAUAGUGGAGGAAGAGCUGAACGACACAGAGGACGCUCCGCUCAGCAGUCUGCAGGAGAGCCUGCAGGACGCCUCGUCUGUCCCAGCAGGACAGAACCAUCAUCAGGAGGGCGUCACUGCUAAUAACAGACUGUGCACUGCCCCCACAAUGCAGCUGGAAUAG